Perognathus longimembris pacificus (Pacific pocket mouse) is the source of this 2629-nucleotide messenger RNA. It is a transcript of the gene Mief1, whose product is annotated as mitochondrial elongation factor 1. The transcript has 4 exons. Lineage: Eukaryota; Metazoa; Chordata; Mammalia; Rodentia; Heteromyidae. Bases 1 to 1392 code for a protein of 463 amino acids. Gene Ontology annotation, cellular component: mitochondrial outer membrane. Gene Ontology annotation, biological process: positive regulation of mitochondrial fission; mitochondrion organization. The record is from RefSeq and is a predicted model, not a curated record.
AUGGCAGGUGCUGGUGAGCGCAAAGGCAAGAAGGAUGACAAUGGCAUCGGGACAGCCAUUGAUUUUGUGCUCUCCAAUGCCCGGCUGGUGCUGGGGGUGGGCGGAGCGGCCAUGCUGGGCAUCGCCACGCUGGCUGUCAAGCGGAUGUACGACCGCGCAAUCAGCGCCCCUACCAGCCCCACCCGCCUGAGCCAUUCAGGGAAAAGGAGCUGGGAGGAACCAAACUGGAUGGGCUCCCCCCGAAUGCUCAACAGGGACAUGAAGGCCGGCCUGAGCCGCUCCCUGCAGGCCCUUCCCACCGAUGCCGCAGCCUUUGAUACAGAUACAUUCUGCCCGCCCCGGCCCAAGCCAUUGGCCAGGAAGGGCCAGGUAGACUUGAAGAAGUCACGACUCCGCAUGUCCCUGCAGGAGAAACUGCUUGCUUACUACCGGACCCGGGCAGCCAUCCCUGCUGGAGAGCAGGCUCGGGCCAAGCAAGCUGCCGUGGACAUAUGCGCCGAGCUGCGGAGCUUCCUUCGGGCCAAGCUGCCUGACAUGCCACUUCGGGACAUGUACCUGAGUGGCAGCCUCUAUGAUGACCUGCAGGUGGUGACCGCUGACCACAUCCAGCUCAUCGUGCCGCUCGUGCUGGAGCAGAACCUGUGGUCCUGCAUCCCUGGCGAGGACACCAUCAUGAACGUCCCUGGUUUCUUUCUAGUUCGUCGUGAGAACCCCGAGUACUUUCCUCGUGGGAGCAGUUACUGGGACCGCUGUGUCGUGGGGGGCUACCUCUCUCCAAAGACAGUGGCUGACACCUUUGAGAAGGUCGUGGCCGGUUCCAUCAACUGGCCGGCCAUCGGCUCGCUCUUGGACUACGUGAUCCGACCAGCACCGCCCCCAGAGGCCCUGACGCUAGAAGUGCAGUAUGAACGGGACAAGCAUCUGGUCAUUGACUUCCUGCCCUCGGUGACCCUGGGGGACACCGUCUUGGUGGCAAGGCCACACCGGCUAGCUCAGUACGAUAACCUGUGGCGGCUGAGCCUGCGCCCCGCGGAGACGGCACGCCUGCGGGCCUUGGACCAGGCCGACUCGGGCUGCCGGUCUCUGUGCCUCAAGAUCCUCAAGGCCAUAUGCAAGUCCACUCCAGCUCUGGGCCACCUCACUGCCAGCCAGCUGACCAACGUCAUCCUCCACCUGGCCCAGGAGGAGGCUGACUGGUCCCCAGACAUGCUGGCCGACCGCUUUCUGCAGGCCCUGAGGGGACUCAUUAGCUACUUGGAGGCCGGAGUCCUGCCCAGCGCACUGAACCCAAAGGUGAACUUGUUGGCAGAGCUCACCCCUGAAGAGAUAGAUGAGCUGGGGUACACGCUGUACUGCUCGCUCUCGGAGCCCGAGGUGCUGCUGCAGACGUAGGGCAGGCGAAGGCCAGCGCGGCGUUGGGUGGUCAGGUCUGUGUUAGAAACACUUGGCUGCAUGGUCGGUGCCUCGCAGGUCCCCAGGUGCCUCCUGUCUGCUGGUCACCGUCCUGGUCCCCUCAUGCCGGCUGCUGAGAAUGGCAUCUCUUCAUCUCCCGUUUUCUCACUCACCCUUUUCUAUUUUUGUUACCAAGCACUGUGCCCCUCCCGCCCCCCCCCCCCCACCCCCAUGGACGGCAGCGCUCCAGCCUGAGCUGUGGAGAGGGCGUGGAGGUUGGUGUCAGGCCCCGCUUUCCUGCUUCUGUGUGCUCUGCCCUUGUGCAUCUUCCUGUUCCGUGUCUCCCCAUUGUUUCCCUCCCGUUCUCUUUGUGUUCUGCCUUUUUGUCCGCAGCAUAUCUGCCCAAUCAACACGUUGCCUUUUAGUUGAACAUCAUGGAAGAGCCAUGAUUGUCUGUUUGCAAGCUGAACUCUGCAGCAGAUGCUGAGGCAGGCAGUAUUGAGGGUUUCUGGGGCUGAGGUUGGAGGAAAAGCCCGGCUCCUGGACAACACACCUGUUGUGUCCCUCUGAGCACCCACCUCAGGGGGUGGGAGGGCUCUGCAGCCCCACACCAGAAACUGGAUAUGGAGCUGUUUGGGGGUGGUUUCUUAGCAGCCGACAGUGAGCUCAGGUGAGGUGUGGGUGUGGAGCUGCUCGGAGAGCCGCAUGCCCACUUCUGCAUCUCCUUUGUGGGCCCUGGCACCAGCCUAAGGGAGGGGAGGGGCUGCCUGCACCCGACUUCCCGAUGCUGGCCCCACCCCUUCCCUUUAUUGCCAAUUGGACCAGGCCGUGCAGGAACAGCGCCUUAGUGGUAGAGGCUGCAGGCUGUCAGCUGGAGGGCCCAGUGGCCAGUUGGGGCUCAGUGACCCUGUUUUCUCCCCCUACAGGCCCUGCCUUUCUAAGAUGUUGCCUUACAGCAAGAACAUGCCCUGGGCCAAGCCCUCCCUCUCCCAUGUCCAGCUCAGCAAAGGCAGAGCUCAGCGGGCCCCUCGAAGGGCAGGUGAACACGGCCAGGCCUCACCCCCUUGUCCUCUCUCUGGCCACCGGGACGGUUGGUGCUACUUGGGAAGAGAGCACACGUAAACACGGGAGGGAGGCGGGCACUUCCCACGCCCCGUCUUAUUUUCCGCUGCUAAAAUUGCACUAUUUAUGGUAAUUAAAUGUGUCCUGGGUGGGGAAAAGUGUUGACUACACCACG